GCGAAAAUCAAAGGCGCCCGCCUGUAACUUCUACCGAUUACCGAGAAGCACCUGCAUUCAAUCCAAUUUCACACGAAUCCUUUUUUGGCACUCUGGAAGAUGGUGGAAGCUAGACGGUCUUCGAAACGGCGCCGUACAAGCGGGGAGACCCAGAAAUUCCACGAGGAACGCAAAGAAGAAGAGGAAGAACAACAGCAAUCUGCAAAAGAUGAUACCAGGAAACCGCUCACCGCCGGCUUAUCCGACAACGUUGGAAGAAACAAGUCACCUGUAAUCGUCUUCGCUCAUGGCGCCGGAGCUCCAUCUUCUUCCGAUUGGAUGAUCAGCUGGAAAAAGAUGCUUCACGAGUCAUUGAACGCUGUUGAAGUUGUAACCUUUGAUUAUCCAUACUUUGCUGGUGGGAAGAAAAAGGCUCCUCCAAAGGCAGAAAAAUUGGUCGAUUUUCACGCUGACAUUGUUAAGAAGACAAUGGAGAAAUACCCCGACCAUCCCUUGAUCUUGGCUGGGAAAUCCAUGGGUUCUAGGAUCAGCUGCAUGGUUGCUGCUGCUAGUGAUAUUGAUGUCUUCGCAAUAGUUUGUUUGGGAUACCCGCUAAAGGGGAUGAAUGGUGCACUGCGAGAUGAAACACUGUUGCUAUUGAGAGUUCCUGUCAUGUUUGUACAGGGUAACAAAGAUGGGCUUUGUCCACUGGAUAAGUUGAAUGCUGUGAGAAAGAAGAUGAAUGCAGUAAGUGAAUUGCAUGUUGUUGAAGGUGGUGAUCAUUCAUUCAAGGUUGCGAAGAAGCAUCUUCAACAGUCUGGAACUACCCAGGACGAAGCUGAACAUUGUGCUGUCCAGGCUAUUGCAACUUUUGUUGAUAGUCUUUCAGAAGCCAAGUGACAGUUUAACCCCUCAAAUGUUUUGACAUCAGGGUAUAUGUUUUUUAGGUUAUUGUCAGGCCGCUUCGGAACAAAAUUAGCAGGAGUGCUGCUAAUGUUUUGUAUGACCUUUUCUUUAUUAGUGGGAGACUCUAGGUUUAAUUGUAAGGAUGUAAAUACUAGUCAUGAUCCUUGACUGAACUCUUGAAGUUAAACUGCAAUGUCUUUUGUUGUGCUUCCUCUGUACAUUUCCAGAUUUUCUCAUCUUGGU
This is a messenger RNA of Oldenlandia corymbosa var. corymbosa, 1128 nucleotides long. The record is from the annotation of a GenBank genome assembly. NCBI's taxonomy places the organism in Eukaryota, Viridiplantae, Streptophyta, Magnoliopsida, Gentianales, Rubiaceae.